AUGGUAACCGAGGAACAGUUCUUCGGAAGAAGCUACUACACCUGCUGGAAGCGAUGUGCAUCUCCAGCUUCAAAAGACCGCCAGUCGAAUACUACCUUCCUAACCCGCGCCGGUUUCGAAGUAAAAUCCGCUGGCGUAUCCCUCAAGAACGAAGUUUAUGCGCACAUGUCACGCAACAUCCGUAUCGUGCCCGACUACCAAAACCUCGUCUCCGUCCCCUCACAAACGGCGCACGAUUACUUUGAUAUUCUGAUCUUGCCUGGUGGCGCACCAGGAGCAAAGACGUUUUGCUCCAACGACGCUGUCUUGGAACUUAUCAGCAGUUUCCGGAAGAAGGGAAAAUGGGUUGCGGCGAUUUGUGCGGCGACGACGGCGCUGGUUGCUGCGGAGAAGACGUCUGGGGAGGAGGGGAAGAAGAGGGUCACUAGUCACCCGAGUGUGAAGGAGGAGAUUUUGACGGCUGGUUGGCAAUAUAGUGAGGAUAGGGUGGUGGUCGAUGGGAAUGUUGUUACGAGUCGGGGACCAGGGACUGCGAUGGGAUUCUCACUGAAGAUUGUGGAGCUGCUGUGUGGGAAGGAGAAGAGGGAUGAGGUUGCUGGGCCGAUGGUUGUUGCUGAGACUUUGUGA
Messenger RNA from Alternaria atra, 627 nucleotides. RefSeq lists its product as uncharacterized. Gene Ontology annotation, molecular function: protein deglycase activity. Gene Ontology annotation, cellular component: nucleus; cytosol. NCBI's taxonomy places the organism in Eukaryota, Fungi, Ascomycota, Dothideomycetes, Pleosporales, Pleosporaceae. The record is from RefSeq and is a predicted model, not a curated record. The transcript has 3 exons. The coding region runs from base 1 to 627 and encodes 208 amino acids. Gene Ontology annotation, biological process: guanine deglycation, glyoxal removal; protein deglycation, glyoxal removal.